CCCGCCUCCAGGCCCAUCCCAAGAUGGCGGAGAUCCCCCUGUACUUUGUGGACUUGCAGGAUGACUUAGACGACUAUGGAUUUGAAGACUACGGUCCAGAUUGCGACAGCAUGAGGGUUACGGCCUUCUUGGACAUUCCGGGCCAGGAAAACCUGUCUCCACUCAGUCGCCUGGAAAAGUACGCUUUCAGCGACAACAUCUUCAACCGCCAGAUCAUCGCCCGUGGCCUCCUGGACAUCUUCCGGGACUUCAGCCACAGCGAGGAGGACUUCCUGACGGUCAUGGAGAUCGUGCUCAGACUGUCUGAAGAUCCAGAGCCCACAGUGCGGACUGAGCUGGUGGAGCAGAUCCCUCCUGUCGCCAUCUUUUUACAAGAAAACAGAUCAGAUUUUCCGCUGCUGCUGUCCGAGCACCUCACGCCUAUUGUUGUACGCUGCCUCGCGGACCCAAACAAUCAGGUUAGAAAAUCGAGUCAGGAAGUGCUCUUGGUUCUUCUGGAACAGGAUCUAAUUUUCCAGCAUGAUAUUGAAAAUAAAAUAUGUCCGAUCCUGCUGGCACUCUCUGCCCCCGACAGUGAUGAUGAAUAUAAAGCAGAAGCCGUGAACAUAAUCUGCAGACUGGCUUCCGUGCUGAGUGAGGGCACAGUCGAGCGCCUGCUGCUCCCGCGAUUCUGUGAGCUGUGUGUGGACGGGAAGCUCUUUCAAGUUCGGAAGGUGUGUGCUACAAAUUUUGGAGAUAUCUGUCACGCCGUUGGACAAGAAGCCACAGAGAAAUUUUUGAUCCCAAAGUUUUUUGAGCUCUGUUCGGACAAUGUCUGGGGGAUGCGCAAGGCCUGUGCCGAGUGCUUCAUGGCCGUGUCCUACAGCACGUCCCCCGAGGUGCGCAGAAGCCAGCUGUCGCCUCUCUUCAUCAGACUCAUCAGCGACCCCUGUCGAUGGGUGCGCCAAGCUGCCUUCCAGUCCCUUGGCCCCUUCAUUUCCACCUUUGCAAACCCCUCCAGGGCUGGCCUGUACGUUCGAGAAGACGGCACCCUGAGCAUUCGCCCGCCCGCUCGGGAUCUGGAGGCCGACUUCUCCCGCCGGUCACCCCGUGCGGGCCAGAGUGGUAACUCUGCCUCAACCCGUUCACCAAAGCCAGUGCACACAGAGCCGGGCCUGUCCGCAGAACGUACCUCGGCCAAAACCAGCUCUGUCCUGCCCAUCAGCAGCUCCUCUCUUGGCCUACCGGAAAAUCCAGUGGCAGACUCUGUCCUGGCAGGAGCUGGGUUGACCAGGCUGUCCCCAGAGGCCAGUGCCAUCUCACAGCUUCCUGACAUUCAUCUUAAAAAUCUCCCCGUCGAAAGCCAGCCUGGGCCAGAUUCCUGCGCCUGCCCAGGGGGGCCUGAGGAUACAUUCAAUAAUUUCCUUUAUUGGCGAACUCCUCUCCCUGAUAUAAGCAAGGACUUAGAGCUGUUGCUGAGCGAGGCCGGGCCGCAGGAGGAGAGCACUGGCCGACCCGAAGCUGUGCACAGUCACUGUGUGGCCAGGAGUGAGAUUCAGAAAGUCCUGGAGAGUUUGCAGGAGCAUAUUAUCAACAACCCGGACGUUCAAGCUCAAGUCCAGGUAUUGUCAGCUGCCCUGAGAGCUGCCCAGCUGGACUCUGUGAGCGAGCCCGUGUGCACGCCGGGAGGGCCCCACGGAGCCAGCACCUCGGACCCCAGCCCCAGCCCCGACGGGCCCAUGGCCGCACCCUCCCUGGACGGGCUCUCCAGGGCCAGGGCAUUGCAAAGCACAGAUCCAGGCCAGCCCCGAGGCGGCCCCAGUGGCUGUGUGGAGACCACGCAGGGACCUGACCCCAUCCUGAUUGAGGAGAAUAAAUCCAAAUUGCAGGACGUCAUUCCUCAGCCCCUGCUGGACCAGUACGUGUCCAUGACCGAUCCGGCGCGCGCCCAGACCGUGGACACAGACAUAGCCAAGCACUGUGCCUACAGCCUCCCGGGGGUGGCGCUCACGCUGGGCAGGCAGAAUUGGCACUGCUUGAAAGACACGUAUGAGACGCUGGCUUCCGAUGUGCAGUGGAAGGUGCGUCGGACCCUUGCCUUCUCCAUCCACGAGCUGGCCGUGAUUCUCGGGGAUCAGUUAACAGCCGCUGACCUGGUACCCAUCUUCAACGGAUUUUUAAAGGACCUGGAUGAAGUGCGAAUAGGGGUUCUUAAGCACCUGUAUGAUUUCCUAAAGUUGCUUCAUGAAGACCAGAGGAGAGAAUAUCUUUAUCAGCUUCAAGAAUUUGUAGUGACCGAUAACAGCAGGAACUGGAGGUUUCGGUAUGAACUAGCAGAACAGCUGAUCCUGCUCCUGGAGCUCUACGACCCCGGCGACGUCCACGAGCAUUUGGUGCAGAUCGCGCUGACGCUGUGCGCGGACAGGGUGUCCCGGGUCCGCGGCGUCGCCGCCAGACUAGUCGUGGCGAUUCUGCAGAAGUUCUCUUCCCACCGCGAGAGUGCCCUGGGCUUGGACUGCAUCAAUGAGCUCAUCCUGCGCUUCCGGCACUGCUCCAAGUGGGUUGGAAGACAAGCCUUCGCUUUCAUUUGUCAGGCGGUGGUGAGCGCCGAGUGCAUCCCCGUGAGCCAGUUUGUCGAACACUUACUCCCCAACCUUCUGAGCCUGGCGUCGGACCCCGUACCAAACGUCAGGGUUCUGCUCGCCAAGGCUCUGAGGCAGACGCUCCUGGAAAAGGCGUAUUUUAGAAAUGCCGGGAACCCUCAUCUUGAAGUCGUUGAAGAGACCGUCUUAGCUCUGCAGUCAGACCGGGACCAAGACGUUUCAUUUUUUGCCACCCUAGAACCCAAACGGCGGAAUACGACGGACACUGCUGUGCUAGAAAAACAGCAUUGACCGCCGUGCGGUCACUCACCAUCUGGUCAUUUCGUGCUGGCCGCCUCUUGUCUGCCACAGCCAGAGGGGCUGAUUGCCAUCAUGCCCGCAGAGGGGGGACAGACCUCAGGCUCGCUGAACCGUCGUUCCGUGUACCCCAGGUCCCCUUCCCUCGUAGUGCAGGCAGCCGGGGCCCCGGCAGCAGUGCCAGGGCCGGCCUGUGCUGCGCUUCCUGCUCCCGCUGCUGCCCCCAGAGCCAGCGGGUGCGCCCGGGAGCCUGUGCAGGGUGUGGCUGGGGAGGGCUGCCCGCGGAUGGGUGCCCCUCGAGCCGCAGGGGCCCUCGGGAAGUUUGUUUUCUAUUACAGACGAUAUUCGUUAGCCCCUCCCGCAAUAAAGUAGUUUAUUAGAAGCGUUAAGUCUUUAAUAGACUUGCAUCUUUGGCUUCCCUUAUACUUUCUGAUAAAAUAUAGUUUAUGGCAUUAUAUUUUAUUUUUAACUGAAAUACUGUACAUGUGUAAAUAACUCUUGACAGGAAGAAAAUAUAUUAAUGUAAUAUUAGCCUCCUAUCAGUGAACAGAACAAAUACAUCAUUUAAAUUUAUGCUCUCCUUUGAGUGGCUGCAAAUAGAGCUGGAUUUGUUUACUUUUGAAAAAUGUGAUAGUUAAAGAAAUCUACUAAAGAAUGAUUUAUGGCGGUCUUUCUAAUAUUGUACUUUUGUUAUGAGCCGUACUCGGAACGUUCCCUGGGGCACGCGACCCCCCCCCACUCCCUGCGGGGCUGUGUGCACGACGAUGGAUGUGUGCUGACGUGGACGCAGGCGUGAAGCCGGGAGCAUUUUCACUCUUGUGCGGGUGUCGUGCGUUGCCGAGCUUGGGAGGGAGAUGGAGGGAGAUGCGAGGGGUGCGCGACCGUCCCUGAUGUGUUAGGAUUGUAGCAGAAGACAGAGACCAUCCUUCUAAUCUGCCUGCACACCUGCCCCCACAGCCCUGUGGUUUGGGGGUGGUUACAGUACCCUUCGGGCUGACUUGGGGACACAGACAUUAGAUUUUCUGCUUUCAGAAUUUCGACUAAGAGGUUCUAGAAUGUAAACAGGUUUUUUUCAUUAAUGAAUACUUCAAGGCUCUAUAAAUGUUGGAUUAAAUUCUGCACACGCACGCCUGCUCAUGUUAUUUUUCCCGUUUCUUUUUUUAUACCCCAGUGGCAGGGGCCGGGGAAGGAAGGAGCAGCGGGUUGGGGCCUGCGGGCCCGUCGCAAAGGGCACGUCGGGGCGUCCAUUCUUCCCUUGGAGCUUUUUCUUCUCAGUUUUUUC
Messenger RNA from Talpa occidentalis (Iberian mole), 4161 nucleotides. Its product is annotated as serine/threonine-protein phosphatase 4 regulatory subunit 1-like. The transcript has 20 exons. Gene Ontology annotation, biological process: protein dephosphorylation. Lineage: Eukaryota; Metazoa; Chordata; Mammalia; Eulipotyphla; Talpidae. Gene Ontology annotation, molecular function: protein phosphatase regulator activity. Bases 24 to 2873 code for a protein of 949 amino acids. The record is from RefSeq and is a predicted model, not a curated record.